Messenger RNA from Vicugna pacos (alpaca), 4848 nucleotides. The record is from RefSeq and is a predicted model, not a curated record. NCBI's taxonomy places the organism in Eukaryota, Metazoa, Chordata, Mammalia, Artiodactyla, Camelidae.
GGGCCUGGUUUCCCUUCAAUCUUGGAAGCCCAGGGACAAAGAGAGUCAACAGUGCAAGUCACAGGUGAGAGAACAGGCCGAGUGGCUGCCUCUGGGUCCCAUUCCAGGAAUUGACCGGAGGCUUCAGAGUGUACACUUGUCUGAGGCUGAGUCCAUGGGACAAGCUGCAGAUGCUCCCAUUCAACCACGGGGCACAUAAUUAUUAGACCUGCUCUGCCCGUGCUUGGAGCUGUGCCCUGGAUUCUUAGGGUUAAUGGCAAGUUCCCCAGUGGAGGAAACAGCGUGUUCAGCUCCACCACUCAGGAAGCAUCUCUCACAUCCACGCUGCACACCUAACUUUGUUGUUGGCUGUGCUUUUUCUCUCUGAAACAAAGCACUUCCAAACCACUUUCCAUUGUGCCCCUUCGGUCAGGUUCAAGGGAUGUUGACAAUAACUAUUGUUGGCAACAAAUCAACAACAGAAUACCCCAGUUUCAGAGCUCAGAAGAGAAAGGACAUUUCCUCCAGACUUGCCAGCAUUGCGCAGGCCCAGCUCUGCAGAGCAAAGAGCAGAAUUGGCCCUGAGCCGGCCGCUUCCCAGCGUGGGGAGGCUGGUGUCACACCUGGGUGUGGAGUUAGGAACGCUGAAGGCUCAUGGGAGCUCUGCGCCGAGCAGCUCCAACGGACUGACUCAGGCUCCACACAGCACAAGGAACUAUCCUAUUCAAUUUUGGGAACUGAAAUAUUUGCUUAACUCCUUCACAAUGCUGGGCUGUGUUUAAAAGGAGUCGGCACAAUUUCAAAAGGGAGGACACCUUUCACCUGGGAGUUUUAUCGCCUGCUUUCAGGAAGAAAAAGGAAGUUCAGAUUGUGCGUCUUACAUCUGCUGUUUUUCAAGUGCAAACUCAAAAUAAUCUUCAUGCCAAAGCGUGGCAUGUUUUGGGAUUAAUAUUAAAAUUGGAAGUUUGUAUCUUUUACUGGAUAUUGGAAAUUGAAUGUAAUGGCAACGGAAUUUAUAAAGAGUUGCUGUAGAGGAUGUUUCUAUGGUGAAACAGAAAAGCACAACUUAUACACGGAAAGAGACUUUAAAGUAUCAAAUAGUCAAAAUACUACUAUCUGUAUACCUCCAUUGACUUCCGUUUCUGUAAAGCCUCAGGUUGGCUGUACUGAGGAUUAUUUACUUUCCAAAUUACCAUCUGAUGGCAAAGAAGUACCAUUUGUGGUGCCCAAGUUUAAGUUAUCAUAUAUUCAGCCCAAGAUGCAAGGAACUCCUUCACAUCUGGAAGAACUUCAAGGAUCUGCCAGAGCAUCUUUUGGAGAUCGAAAGGUAGAACUUUCCAGUUCAUCCCAGCAUGGACCUAGCUAUGAUGUAUAUAACCCAUUCUAUAUGUAUCAGCACAUGUCACCUGAUUUGAGUCGGCGCAUUCCUCCUCCUUCAGAAGCAACGAGACUAUAUGGAUCAGUUUGUGAUUUAAGGACCAAUAGACUUCCCAAUUCCCCGGUGCUAAGCAAGUCUAUGUUUGAUCACAAUUCAUCUCAGCGGUUCAUCCAGAGACAUGAUUCAUUGUCCAGUGUGCCCAGUAGUUCUUCUUCAAGGAAAAAUUCUCAAGGGAGUAACAGAAGCCUAGAUACAAUUACUCUAUCAGGAGAUGAAAGAGAUUUUGGGAGAUUAAAUGUGAAAUUGUUUUAUAAUUCUUCAGUUGAGCAGAUCUGGAUCACAGUUUUACAGUGCAAAGAUUUAAGUUGGCCCUCUAGCUGUGGAGAUACUCCUACUAUUUCUAUAAAAGGAAUACUAACAUUUCCCAAACCAGUGCAUUUCAAAUCUUCAGUCAAGGAAGGCUCGAAUACUAUUGAAUUUAUGGAAACUUUUGUAUUUGCUAUUAAACUCCAAAGUCUACAAACUGUAAGACUUGUAUUUAAGAUUCAAACCCAAACCCCUAGGAAGAAAACCAUUGGCGAAUGCUCACUAUCACUCAGAACUCUUAGCACACAGGAAAUGGAUUACUCUUUGGAUAUAUCACCACCUUCAAAAAUUUCUGUUUGCCAUGCAGAACUUGAAUUAGGGACUUGUUUUCAAGCGGUAAAUAGCAGAAUUCAGGUACAGAUUCUUGAGGCACAGUACCUUCCAAGCUCAUCGACACCCCUGGCUUUGAGUUUUUUUGUGAAGGUGGCAAUGUUGAGUGCAGGAGAGUUGAUUUAUAAGAAGAAGACACGCUUACUGAAGGCCUCCAAUGGGAGAGUAAAGUGGGGAGAGACUAUGAUUUUUCCACUUAUACAGAAUGAAAAAGAAAUUAUUUUUCAUGUUAAACUUUAUAGUCGAAGCUCUGUAAGAAGACGACAUUUCGUGGGGCAGAUUUGGAUAAGUGAAGAUAGUAAUAACAUUGAAGCAGCGAACCAGUGGAAGGAGACAAUUACAAAUCCAGAAAAGGUUGUUAUCAAGUGGCACAAAUUAAAUCCAUCUUGAAGACCUCGCAUAUUAAUUUGGUGAAGAACCUGACAUUCUUUUAAAAGACUCAUAAUUUCAGUUUGCUACCAAUGAGAAGAGAUAAAUCAGUACAUUUGUCAGUUUAUUUAUGGAGGUCUUAAUUAUAGCAUAUAAUGAAUGGAUCUAACAGAAAAUUAAACUUGAUGAAAAAAUGGGAUGAAUUAUAUCAGUUUUCCAAAGUAAAGGAAAUAUUUUAAAACUGUGCUGAAAUAGACAAUAGAAUAAAUGGGUAGUAUUACUAAGGCAACUAAAUAAAUUAUAAAAUCAAUGAAAAUAUCAGCCAUAGAUAGUUACUGCUAUGUUUUGGGGGUUUUUUAAGCUUUACCUAGAUAGUCAAAAUCCGGUAUAUCAAGUCUUUGUUAUACUUUAGGCAUUUAGAAGACUUUUAGCACUAUUUCAGUGCUAGUCAUUGUUGUUAGGUCUUAACUCCAUUGUUUGCUUCUUGCUACAUAGUUUCUCUCAGAAAGCAAAAUUGAAUUGAACCUCUUCAACUCUUCUGUAUUUGGGGGAAAGUUUGUGCGCUGUGUUUGUCAUUUCUUACCCAUAAGUUAUCACAUUGUAAGCUAUUUAUUGCCAAGAAACUUCAGGCAUAGAAAACUACAUUUUGGCAGGAAUAAAUGAAAACACCAGAAGAUUGAAGUUAAAUUGGAAACCCAGUAUACAUACAUUUUGCUAUGUUUUCCUCCUUCACGGCCUCUUUGUUUUAGUUGGACAUGAAAUAAGAUUAUCGUCCAUAUAUGGCCCAUCCUAAUUAGCAGAAUUAAAUGAGCUUAAGUGGCAAAAUGAGAGUUUUAUGAUUACUUCCUUGUUUUUAGUUCUUAGAAUAUAAAUUACUUGUUCUAUAAUCUGCAACAUUAGGACAUUAGAAUAUUUUCCUAUAUUUUUGAAAUAACCAUACAUGAUAACACUAUGUAGCAAAUAAAUAUUUUCUGUUGCAGUUUCUCUCAGGUAAUUAUUACAACUCAAUAUAUAAGAAUAAUUUCAGUUUAGUUGGUUAUACAAGCCAUGGCCGAAAAGCACAGUUGUUUGGAGAAACAGAUAACACCAUCCCUGAUCUUGGAAACCAUGACUUUAUUUUUGCUGAUGGGUAGACUAAGUUUUUUGUGUUCAUGGUCUUCCAUUUUUCUUUUUCUCUUACCUUGUCCCACACAUGCCAAGAGAUAGAUGGUGAUAUUUUAGGAUAGAAGUAUAUACUUUGCUGUAACUUAAGUCUGCCCUUUUCAUUUUAAUUCUUAAUUUCUCUGUAUCCCAUUAAGAUUUUCUCAAUAAAACACUAAUUCCUCUUUGCCUAGGUACCACCUCCUCAAGCUACAAAUUGUACAUAUUUUAUAUACCCUUUUCUUCUGUAGCCUAGAAUUUAUGGUAUACUGGUGAUGUUGACAGGUACUCUCUGACACUGUGCAUUUUGAAAUUUUUUUUUUUUUAGAUGUGUGAAAAAUGGCCUAUUGGUGAGUACUCACAUGGACUUUUAAGAGAAAUCACCCUGUGUGGUAAUGUUUUUAAUUUUUGAGAUAAAUGGCAACUACUUUUAAAGAUUUUUUAAAAAUAGACUUUAAGAGCUGUUUUAGGUUCACAGCAAAAUUGAAAGGAAGUUACAGAGAGUUCCCACAUACCCUCUACCCACACAUUUGCACAGUCUCCCUCACUAUCAACAUCUUGCACCCUAAGGAUACAUUUGUUAAAAAUCAGUGAACCUUCUUUGACACAUCAUCAUCACCCAAAGUCCAUAGUUUAUAUUAGGAUUCAUUUUUGAUAUUUUACAUUCUAUGAGUUUUGAUAAAUGCACAAAUGACAUGUAUCUGCCACUCUAGUAUCAUACAGAUAGUUUUCACUGCCCUAAAAAUCCUCUGCAAAUAUAACCAUUUUAAUAGCUACCAAAGAAGUAAGUGUAUAGGCUUUUAGAGGCUAAGUAACAGACUUUGUUUUAAAAAAUCUAGAAUUUUAUUUGAGCAGUUUUUUUUGUAUUCUAUCAAUGCUUUCAAUUCCUAAACUUAUUAUAUAUAUAGUCAUGUAUUUAACUCAAUUUUUAAUUUUAUUUAAUUUUCAGUAUUUUUACAAUAUGUGUGUAAAGUAUAAUUUGAAGGAAAGCUAUGAUUUCUUGGUUUCUUAUAUGUCUUAGAAUCCUAGGUAAAUAAAACAAUUAAAAAAAAACUUCGUUUACAAGACUUCAGUUACAGAAGUCUUGACGUAAUGAAGAUCCCAAAUAUUUUAAUUAGUGUUUAUGUAAGCCUUUUCUCAUGGAGAGGUAGGUACUGAAUACAGGUGAUAUUUUUGUUGUUUAAUUGAAGCUUUAUGUGGAAAUAUAAAGAGAAAACACUUCUGUUAAUAGCUACUCAUAUAAUGAGGAAAACAUUGGAAAUUGGUAAUAAAAAAUGAGAUACUAU